Molecule: messenger RNA, 1327 nt
Organism: Caenorhabditis auriculariae
Lineage: Eukaryota; Metazoa; Nematoda; Chromadorea; Rhabditida; Rhabditidae
Source: the annotation of a GenBank genome assembly
AUGCUGUCGCGUACAGAAAUCGUAAUUAACAAUGCUUCACGCGUCUACUUGCAGAGUUCCUAUCGAAUGGCUCACGUGAGAAUUUUUUUCUUCACUCGAACUCUAUUCCGUACUCCUAUGGAGUGGUUACAUGCAGAGCUCCUAUAGAAUGGCUCAUUAAUUUCUCAAUAAACACGUAAAGUUAUUUCGAAAGAUAACUCCUUCUAUCGUCUAGUUCAUAAAGCCAUUCAGAAUUCCGAGAGAGGGAUCCUUGGCAACGCCAUCGACAAAACGAAAGACCUUGCGGAAGCGACAUCAGAGAAGCUUAAAGAUGCCUACAACAGCGUAGUCGGCGGAGCGAAAGAAGAAGUUCAAAAACAAGGAAAAAACACUCGCGACAACAGCUGGGAAGCAACUGGAAGCCGGCCCGCGAGCGGAGUCGACAACGUCAAUGACGCCAAUCAGAAAAAGGUUGCUGAUUUUCUUGAUAUUGGCAUAUCGUGAUAUUAUCAAUCACUUCCGGAGUAAAUUUAAAACUUGAUGGAAAUCAGAGUUACGGCGAUGUUCAAAAGAGGAUGGUAAGUGGUGAACGCAGCGUUGCUCAACCAAAUACCCAAUUCGAAUCAAGCUAAAUCGGCCAAGUUGAACGAAGUGGGGAGAAGAGCUGCCGAAAGAAAGAAGAUCCUUGAGAAAAAAACUUUUAGAAUAAAUGAAAAUUUCCAUCGAAAAAAGCGCUAUAUAUUUAAAUUAGCAUACUCAAAUGUAGAACUGAAAAAAGGCAAGUUUGAGCAAUAAUUUCAAGGCAGAUAAGUUUUUUUAUUCCAAGUUUUGAGAUAAGUGUUAGUAAUCCAAUGUACCUGCACGAAAGUUACUUUUUUUUUUUGGAAACGUGGAGAGUUAUAACAAGUACAACUUGCAUGUAAAGAUCGGAUUAUAAUGGGCAGCCGUAAUUUUAAGGCUCAGGGACCAGCGGAGACGUGCGAAAACGUCAAAGGCACCAACGAGCGCAAGUUGCAGCACGUGGAGAAAAAGUACAACGAAACUUCUUACUCCGGUCAACAGAAGGUAACUGAAAGUCGGAAUAGUGACCUCAAGUAAACUUCUAGGAAGUUCUCUCAAUUCACCUCUUGAAAACCUUCUUUUAAACGUUUUUUUUUAAUUUUGCCUUCCGGGCAGUUUUUAAACUCUCUCCGCUAGAACAAUUUCAAUAAUCUCAUUCCGCGUUUCUGAGUGUCGCAUUAAAAUAAAAUAAUAAAGAUGAUCUUCUAUUCGAAAUUGAGGAAACUUCUUGCAGAUCGACCAUGCUGAAGGCGCCAGCCGUGGAGGGCGUGACGAUGUUCGAAACUAA